AUGAUCGCUAUAUCAUCCAUCAAGAAGACUGCUUUCGGGCUUGUCACUCUCCUCCUCCUCCUUGCGAGCAGCCCCGUAGUCUCUACGCCUGUUGCAUCCGAUACCCUGCGCGUCUUCAUCAGAGCAGACGAUGGCUCAUAUUCACCCUCGGAGUCUAUGGCAUCGGUCAUCAAGGCACGCUCUUCUGAUUGGAGCCUCGAAAAACGUUCUACAGCUACUGUCAAAGCCUGCAGCGAUGCUGGAUGCUCGAACUGCAAUACUGUGUUUGAUGGUAGUCUCGACAAGAAUACGGGCUGCCUCCAGGCCAUCAACACCGCCUGUCUGAUCGUCUCCAACCUUAACGAUGCAAACAUUCAGUUUUGGAAUCACAACGAAUGCAACGGCAGGAGUACUGUCUGGCGUGGCUGUGGCAGCAACAACGCUUUCGUCAGCGCCCCAGGCACAAACUCGCUUGGUGUGCACACUGGCUGUUAA
Molecule: messenger RNA, 474 nt
Organism: Mollisia scopiformis
Lineage: Eukaryota; Fungi; Ascomycota; Leotiomycetes; Helotiales; Mollisiaceae
Exons: 1
Coding region: 1-474 (157 amino acids)
Molecular function (GO): 2 iron, 2 sulfur cluster binding
Source: RefSeq, a predicted model, not a curated record